Messenger RNA from Opisthorchis viverrini, 228 nucleotides. RefSeq lists its product as hypothetical. The record is from RefSeq and is a predicted model, not a curated record. The coding region runs from base 1 to 228 and encodes 75 amino acids. Lineage: Eukaryota; Metazoa; Platyhelminthes; Trematoda; Opisthorchiida; Opisthorchiidae. The transcript has 2 exons.
AUGCAACAUGCAAAAGUAACGGAUAUUCAAGGGGAUUGCGAUGCUGUCUUCCAAUAUGUCAAAGAAUUGCAACCCAGUCAAUCUAAAGACGUGUCUUCUAUUAUUCCACCACCAGCUAACGUACGAGAAGACUUAAAUGUCGACCGUGAAGCCGAUCAAUCCAUAUAUAACGACGAGGUGAAAGUCAUUCUCCCUACUUUCGACUACAGGACAAUGAUGAAAGAGUAA